AUGGCACGUGGCAGUCUAUCAAAUGUACUUAAGAACAAAGGCAAAAUAUCUCUACGUCGAAAAGUCCAUAUGGCUAGACAGAUUGCUAGUGGAAUGCGAAAGAUUCAUGAACAUCACAUGAUUCAUCGAGAUAUUCGAUCGGAUAAUAUUUUGGUCAAUCAACAAUAUACCUGUAAAAUCGGUGACAUGGGUAUUGCACGUGUUGUAGAUCCAUUCAAUCAACAUACACGCAUUGGCUGUCAGCCUUUCAUGCCACCAGAAUUUCACAGUGGCACCUACGAUCAAAAACUCGAUAUUUUUACGUUUGGUCUAACCUUAAAUGAACUCUUUACUGAAACACAACAUAUCUUUCAAUUCUUGGGUAAAGAAAAGAUCGCCUUUCAAGAAGAGAGUCCGAUCUUUCAAGAUCUUAUCGCUCGAUGCACGGCCCAUGAUCCGAAGCAUCGACCAGCGGCGAUCGAAAUUGAAAAGACUCUAGAAUUGUAUGCUCAAGGUUUUGAUAUGAUCAUCCUGAAGAAAAAUCUUGGCUAUAUUCGCUUAUCUACUGAACAAAAGAAUCAAGUUUUCAUCAAAUUCUAUGAACAAUUCCACAAACCAGCAACGGAAUUCAUUCGAAAGAAAUUUCCAGCAGAAUUUUUAGAAGGACCAAAGUCUAUAGCUGGUGUGCGAGUUAAACAGGGUGGCAAUGAUGAACAACAAAUUAAUUGUCCUAUACAAUAG
Molecule: messenger RNA, 720 nt
Organism: Rotaria sordida
Lineage: Eukaryota; Metazoa; Rotifera; Eurotatoria; Philodinida; Philodinidae
Source: the annotation of a GenBank genome assembly